Messenger RNA from Lecanosticta acicola, 285 nucleotides. The record is from the annotation of a GenBank genome assembly. NCBI's taxonomy places the organism in Eukaryota, Fungi, Ascomycota, Dothideomycetes, Mycosphaerellales, Mycosphaerellaceae.
AUGGAGUCUUCCAUUGACCUGUCGCUGCUCAUCGUUGCGGUCACCAAGCUACCUUUCGGUGCGUCCUUCAUCGUCUUGUCCGGCCAUCCGCAGGUCGUGCGCGUGGGCGGUCCAGAGGACAAGCGCAGCUUCGCGGACAAGAUCGACUACAUCGAGAGAAGCAAUUGGGCUAUAUUUACCAAUCUCGGGGCCGUCUUCCGUGACCUCAUCCGAGGUGUCGCCAUCCACGAUAAGCUCAAUCAGGAGGACUUGUCGAAGCUGGUCUUCUUGUUCAGUGACAUGUGA